UGGGCCCGGCCGGAGGGCGCGCGGAGCGAAGGGCGGCGGCGGCGGCGGCUGCUCGUGCUCGGCCCGGGCUCCGGAUCGCUCUGCCCCGGCUCUGGUCCGCUCCCCGCGCCCCCAGCCCGGCCCCGCGCAGGAGCGGCCAUGCCGCCGCGCCGCAGCAUCGUGGAGGUGAAGGUGCUGGACGUGCAGAAGCGGCGGGUGCCCAACAAGCAUUAUGUCUACAUCAUCCGGGUCACGUGGUCCAGCGGCUCCACUGAAGCCAUUUACCGGCGCUACAGCAAGUUCUUUGACCUCCAGAUGCAGAUGCUGGACAAAUUUCCCAUGGAAGGAGGACAGAAGGACCCCAAACAGCGGAUCAUUCCCUUUCUGCCAGGCAAGAUUCUCUUCCGCCGGAGCCACAUCCGGGACGUGGCCGUCAAACGCCUGGUACCCAUCGAUGAAUACUGCAAGGCUCUGAUCCAGCUGCCGCCCUAUAUCUCCCAGUGUGACGAGGUGCUGCAGUUCUUUGAGACGCGACCUGAGGACCUGAAUCCCCCAAAAGAGGAGCACAUUGGGAAAAAGAAAUCUGGAGGUGACCUGGCCUCGGUGGACCCCAUGGUCCUGGAGCAGUACGUGGUGGUGGCCAACUAUCAGAAGCAGGAGAGCUCGGAGAUCAGCCUCAGCGUGGGGCAGGUGGUGGACAUCAUCGAGAAGAAUGAGUCAGGUUGGUGGUUCGUCAGCACGGCUGAGGAGCAAGGCUGGGUCCCUGCCACCUGUCUGGAAGGGCAGGACGGUGUGCAGGACGAGUUCUCCAUGCAGUCUGAAGAAGUGUCCUGGAGGUACUGGUCUUUGCCCCGGUCCGUGGGCCGCCGCCGGACUCUGGGGGACUUGAAUGCCAUCAGCUGGCGCCCAGAGGAGAAGUACACCGUCAUCUACCCAUACACAGCUCGCGACCAGGACGAGAUGAACCUGGACAGGGGGGCCGUGGUGGAGGUCAUCCAGAAGAACCUGGAAGGCUGGUGGAAGAUCAGGUACCAAGGCAAAGAAGGCUGGGCCCCCGCCUCGUACCUGAAGAAGAGCAGCGGGGAGCCCCUACCCCCGAAGCUGGGCCUCAGCUCGGCCGCCCACCCCGGUGCCCUUGACCUGGACGGUGUUUCCCGGCAGCAGAAUGCGGUGGGCAGGGAGAAGGAGCUGCUCAACAACCAGAGGGACGGCCGGUUUGAAGGGCGCCCGGGGCCCGAGGGCGACGCCAAGCAGAGAUCGCCAAAGAUGAGGCAGAGACCGCCCCCUCGCCGGGACAUGACCAUUCCUCGAGGCCUCAACCUGCCCAAGCCACCCAUCCCACCACAAGUGGAAGAGGAGUAUUACACCAUCGCCGAGUUCCAGACCACCAUCCCCGAUGGCAUCAGCUUCCAGGCCGGCCUGAAGGUUGAGGUGAUCGAGAAGAACCUGAGUGGCUGGUGGUACAUUCAGAUUGAAGAUAAGGAGGGCUGGGCCCCAGCAACCUUCAUUGACAAGUACAAGAAGACCAGCAAUGCCUCGAGACCCAACUUCCUGGCUCCCCUCCCCCACGAGGUGGCCCAGCUCCGGCUUGGGGACACAGCCGCGAUGGAGAACAGUCCAGGAGGCGAGGCUGUCGGGCCCUCCCGGCCCCUGCCCGAGGCACCGCAUGGUGCCGUGGACUUGGGGAUGCCAUGGUCCAAAGACUGGAAGGGUGGGAAGGACGUCCUGCGUAAAGCAUCUUCAGACAUGUCCGCGUCGGCAGGCUACGAGGAAAUCUCGGACCCCGACCUGGAGGAGAAGCCCAGCCUCCCUCCGCGCAAGGAGUCCAUCAUCAAGUCAGAAGGGGAGCUGCUGGAGCGGGAGCGGCAGAGGCUGGAGCAGCUCCGGGGCUCGUCGCCCAAGGCCCCGGGCAUGAUCCUGCCCAUGGUGCCGGCCAAGCAUGCGUCCCCGGCCCGGGACAGCAGGAGACUGGAGCCCAGACCCGACAAAAGCAAGGUGUUCCAGCUGAAGAACGACAUGGGGCUGGAGUGCGGCCACAAGGUGCUGGCCAAGGAGGUCAAGAAGCCCAACCUCCGGCCCGUGCCCAAGUCCAAGGCCGAAGUGCCCGACGAGAAGCCGGAAGCUGCACCCCAGAACCCUUUCUUAAAGUCCAGACCUCAGGUUAGGCCCAAACCAUCUCCCUCCCCCAGGACAGAGCCACCUCAGGGUGAAGACCAAGUGGACAUCUGCAACCUCAGGAGCAAGCUCAGGCCUGCCAAGGCCCCAGAAAAAGCCUCAUUGGAUGGCGAGGCCCACCCAGCUCCUGGGGGCCAGGAUGCGGUCUUUAGCCGAAACUUCCUCUCUGGGGAAGCACCUGGCCGCGUCCAGGACAGGCUGGGCAGACAAGAUGGGCUCAGCCCAAAGGAAGCAGCCUGCCGGGCUCCUCCGCGACCGGCCAAGAACACAGAGCCCACGCCCAAGACCGUGCCCGUCCCUCUCCAGGAAGCUCAGAGGCCAGCGGUCCCACCCCGCAGACCACCUCCACCCAAGAAAACAUCCGGGUCCUCCUCAUCCAGGCCCCUCCCAGAGGUCCGAAGCCCACAGCGCGAAGCCCACGAUAGCAAGGCAGCUCCUGCCCCAGGCCGUCCCCUGCUAGUUCCUCCGAAAGCCAAACCAUUUCUCUCCAACUCCCCGGGAGGCCAAGAGGAUGUGCGAGGCCCGUGGGGUGCUGGCAGGGUGGGGGACCACAGAGAGAAGGCCAUUGCCGCUUCCUUCCCCAACGCCGAUGGCCCCAAGGAUUCUUUGUAUGUGGCUGUGGCCAACUUUGAAGGAGACGCAGACACCAGCAGCUUCCAGGAAGGGACGGUGUUCGAAGUCCGGGAGAAGAACAGCAGCGGCUGGUGGUUCUGCCAGGUCCUGAGCGGGGCGCCUUCCUGGGAAGGCUGGAUCCCUUCCAACUAUCUCCGCAAGAAGCUGUAGGCUGUCCCCUCAGCCUCCAUGCCCCGCAGUCCCUGCUGGUUACCCACGUAUUUAAUAUGCCUCUUAAUUUAUCAUUCUCCAUGCAGCUUCCAAGGAAGGAAGACCCGGAGUCCUGUGGUUUCGUCCCUCCCCUGGGUGCUGAGCGAGUUGCUGAGACGUCAGGAGCUGGGGGGUGGGGGGUGGGGGGUGGAGGGUAGGGGAGUCUGAUGCCUCCCAUCACAGCACCCUCUACAGGCUCCGAAGCCACAGCCCUGGCUCUGUCCACAUCAGCAUGGCCUGCCUUCUGGGAACUCCUCCUCCAGCCAGUGGCAUUGCCAUCCGCAGCGGACAAUGACCCACCCAGGCCCCCAGGAUGAGACAGAAUCUGCUGCUGCAGAACCUCCAGAGGAGGUCUCAUGGCUUGGAUGAGGCACAGCGAGGGAUGUCCCACGCAAUUCAGGAUGACUUGCUCUGACUUCUCCACGUUUCCAAAAGCCAUGUGGCUUUACCCACCCUCUUUCCAAAAUGCCUGGUGCCAGAAAGGACCACAUCCUGUAGAAGUCAAGUCCAUGGCCAAUCUCAAGGAAAGGCUGCUCUUCCCGAGGCCUGGGGCCCAUGGGCCUCUGAGGUCCAGCAAGAUGCAGCAUCCCCAGGAGUGAGCCCGGAGGUCCUUUCGGCCACCCUGCGUCCCAUCCUCUAACUUGGGACCGCGCUUGUGGGACUUUCCUGCUGCAGGCUCCCAUCUGUCCAGGGCUUUUAAAUAAGAGUUGCCACCCCCCAACACGGGGUGUUUCAUUUUCGUCUCCCUAGACAAGAGUCACAAGGUUGUUUGAAUCAAGGGGCCAUUCACAAGGUGUGCCUCCUGUGAGCACCCCUUUGCUGAGUAGCUACUAGGUGCCAGGCUCUGUACUUGACACUUUGCAUUCAUGGGGUAACCCUUCCUUAUAAUGUACCCAUUUUACAGAUGAGGAAACUCGGGUUCAAUGUGCCCAAGGGCACACUGCCAGGGAGAGGAGGAAAGAGGAUUAGAACCCAGACCUGCCUGGCUUCAAUGCCUGUGCUCUUCCCUCUGUAAGAGGCUAACCAAGCAGGGAAGAGAACAGAGCUGGCCGGGUACCAAGAACAGGUGUCCCAGGUGACUUCCUUAUAGUAUAGGUGAGGGGGCACUGCGGCUGCUCCCACACCUCCCCACAUCCCUCCAACCCAACUGUGCCAUGUGUCACAGGCUACCCUAGGCUCUCUGCACCUGCUUCUCCAAGACAGAGGGUGCCUGGGUCUCUAGUCGUUGGCACAGAGCCCUGCUCCUUGCUCCUGUGCUCGUCCCGCUGUAGGACAGCACUUACGGUGCAAGGGGAGCUGAGGUGGUCUCACGGCCAGCCUUGAGGGGCCCUGGUGGCUCAGGGACCAGCACUGGCUCUCCAUCAAAGCAAGCAUGGCAAGCAGUAGCCCCUGACGGGACAGAGCCUCCAAGGGCAGGCAGACUCCUCCUGUCCCUGCCCUGCUAUGGUAUGUGUAUAGUUUUCUUCCUUCCUUUUAUUUUGUCAGACACUCUACCUGGCUGUUUUCUCCUUGGGAGGAACCCAGGGAACUCCUUCCACCCAUUUGGACAGAUGGGGUUAACUGAGGCUUAAAGAGGCACUGCGUGGGCCUUGCAGAACUUUCGAGGACCCGCGGGUUCUAGCUCCCAGGGCAGAGCUCUUCCCACUGUGAAGCCGGCCACCUUGGGGGUUAGCACACAAAGCCCCUUCCUCUCCUACUCCACCCUGCGGAAGCAAGGCUACUCCAACCUGCCCCCGCCCCUCCCAGGGACCCCCAGCUUACAGUGUGCUGCGGGCCGCGCUCUUGGGACCACAGAGCCAGCAUUCCUGGGGAUGCUGCCAUCCAUUGCAGUGCCAAAGAUUCUGUGCAAAUAGCCUCCUCUGCGCCCCACGCCCCAGUCCUGCUCUGAGUGACACUUGGCUCUGAGUGCUUCUGCCCAGAGCCUCCUCCCAUCUCCAGCAGCCCUGCAACUCCCACCCCAGAGACUGUCAGGACAGGGUCCUCCUGUUCUCAGGCCCUGGAGGAGGGCCUGGGGGAGGGCUUUGCAGAGCUGCCCCACUCCCACCCCUGCAGUAGCAUAGUUUUCCUGAGUUUUUGACGCACUUGGGUUCAAACAGCUUUUGCAGAGCUGUUAAGUGGGAUUUGACCACAAUUCAGAAAACAAAACCCAACAUGUUUUUUGCUGAUUUGCUUUUGUUUCCAUGUAUUUCGUGAGCACCUACUCUGUGCUUGGUGCUAGACACACCGGGAUGUGUGUGGCUUCAUCCCUGGCUGUGACUUCAGUCUGCUGACUCCAUGGAAGGAGUUUGUCACUGGCCUUGUUCCCUCCUCCCAGUGGCCAGCUGGGUGGGAACAGACUGGCUCUGCCUCCCUGUGGGCAGACAAUUUUCCUGCCCAGGGAAGAGUUGGAUUUUGUUUUGUUUUGUUUUCCUCUGCUAGCGUGAGCUGUAGGUACUGAAGCCACAUUCCUCUCUUCUUUCCUCGGGUCACAUCUGUGGCCAUAGGACUCCUGCAUCCAGCUCCUGCUACCUUGGUGGACACUUCCCCAGGCGGCUGGAGUGGGUGGGCUUGAGGGCCAGCGACGUUCCUGCUGUCCCUAGUCCGGGGGCAGUCAGUGGAACAUGCAACGCUCCACCAUGGAGUUAUCCAAGGCCAUGGUGACUGCUUCCACGCCUAGCACCGGGCAGGUUACCGGCGCUUAAACACGCUCCCUCCUUCAGCUUCAGUCAUGACAACCCCGUGAGGUGGACAGCAUCUGCCCCGGAUUUGUAGUGAGAACAUUGAGUUUCAGGGGGUGGAGCCACAUGCCCAGUCUCGUCCCCAUAGUGACAUUGGAACUCUAGUCCAGUAUUUUUUUCCCUCCCCCAGGCCCAUGAUGUAUCCUCUGCCGUCAGCAGUAAAAUGCUCACAGGGCUUCAAGAGACACGGGUGACCCUCCCUCUGAGUUCAGGUGUCUCCCCCUCCACCGUUUGGUCAAACAUUUCAGUAGAUCACAAGCUAAAUGCCAGCCCAAAAGGUGGGCAGCAGUGGGGCCUUAUUUCUCCCCUGACCCCCGCUUAUGACCUCAUGAUAACUACUUUAUCUUCCAUCUUUGCAAAAAGACAUGGUGCCACUGAUUUUUUUUUUUUUUUUUUUUUUUUUUUGAAAAAUCAAGUUUAGCACCACCACUUGAUAAAAUAGGCAUUGGUACAAAUGUUGUGCUCUGAAUCUUUGCCAUUUGUGGGUUUAUAUCAUUGUCCCAGGCUGAGACCUAGCAAGAGCCCCUAUCCUCCCAGGAAAUUGCUAGAGACUGUCCCAGGCUUAUAGUAGUCCCUUUGAAGCCCCUGCCAUAAAACUCCUCCAUGUAAUGAGCUGUAAGGUCAAGUUCUUGGCCUUAAGCCUUUCCAAAGCCCACUGGGGAUUUCAUCAGCAGGUAGAAGGUGGAGAACACACUUGCCAUGUUAAAGGGCAGGUGCUAAAUCUCCCCAGGACUCGGGAGGGCCCCUGGGUGAGGGAUGGAUGGGCGAGUGUUUACUUUGGGCUCAAAUAGGUGGUGGCUUAACUUCAUCAUCAAGGACACAGACGUUUGUGACUGUGUGUGGGUCUCUUAGUGUUGCUGUCGGCCAUCCCCUGGGAGGUCUUGCCCUUUUCUUUUGUCUGUGAUAAUGGGCCCCAGACAGCCUGAGCCCUAUGUGGCCAUCUUGUCUCCCCACUGCUGACUGUCCAGGCCUCAUCUUCGGGGCUUUUGUGUAUACAGCAGACAGCCAUACUGUACCACAGACCACAGAUGUCCUGGUGCUAGGCUAUGGCCCCAGUGAAUGUAAGGCGGCUUGCAUUGCAGCCUGAGCGUGUGGGGAACACUUCCUUGGCCUGAAAGAAUUGCUCCUGCCAUGAGCAAGAUGAUGAUGUCUGAGUUGUCCACCACCCAGGCAGAGCUCCAGAAGCACCAUAACCCUGGCCUGCUCAGGGGCUGCCUUGAGCCCCCUUUGUCCAGGCUGGGCCAUCCAGCUCCGCUGCGGGAUGUCUGGUUCCUGGUGCUCCCCUACUAAGUUGAUUGAGCCCCUCAUCAUCGUCUUACAGCGUCCCAGCUUCCUCUCCACUCCAAAGUCCGCCCUCUUGGCUCCUAUCAGGGAUGAGGAGCUCAAUCUCUUUUGACCUUGAAGAGGCCUUCACUUUCAGAUCUAACGUGCAAAAGGUGUCCUCACCGAUUGAUUACAGCAAUAAGUGAUUCCCAUACACCUGUACUGUCCAUGUUUUUACCCCAACUGUAUGCCUGUUGAUGCCUUUGUGUCUGUGUAAUUAGUAGUAACGCCCCUCUCACAUACAGGGUGGUGAUAAACCGUGGUCACCUUAGCUGCCACCCAUGUGCCCUGCUGCAGGGAGCCACCAAGGAACAAGGCCGUUUCUUGGGUCUCUCCAGGAACAGUAGGCUCUGGCACCUGCUUCCUGCUCAUCGUGGCGUAGCAGGAGGGCCCUGGGUAUUCAGCAUGUUUAUACCCUGUCGGCAGACUGACAAGUUCUGGUGGUGGUGGUUGUUUGCCUUCGACACACACACAAAUUACCUACAUAUAUAUAAUGUGAGGGGGAGGGCGUGAGCAGUUAGCUGUAGCAUGUGUAGACUGCAUACUUUACCAUUAGACCUUUCCUUUUUUUUUUUUUUUUUUAAAUAAAAAAUGCUUGACUGGUUUCAAGCUUCAUUGUGAA
Oryctolagus cuniculus (rabbit) is the source of this 7638-nucleotide messenger RNA. Lineage: Eukaryota; Metazoa; Chordata; Mammalia; Lagomorpha; Leporidae. The record is from RefSeq and is a predicted model, not a curated record.